Molecule: messenger RNA, 999 nt
Organism: Aspergillus affinis
Lineage: Eukaryota; Fungi; Ascomycota; Eurotiomycetes; Eurotiales; Aspergillaceae
Product: aldo/keto reductase family protein
Exons: 2
Coding region: 1-999 (332 amino acids)
Source: RefSeq, a predicted model, not a curated record
AUGGCAAAUAACAAUGACCUCAAAGUGGUGUUCGGCGCUAUGACAUUUGGCAAGCCAGAUACACUUGGUGCCCGCGUCCACGACACCCAAGACGCAGCAGAGAUUCUCGACAUCUUCCAAAGCCACGGCCACAAUGAGGUCGAUACGGCGCGCAUCUACGGUGGCGGAUCAUCCGAAGAAAUUUUGAAUGCAGCUGAAUGGCAAAAGCGCGGUCUAGUCAUGGCCACGAAACUCUACCCCAGCACUGCAAUUUUCGCUGGGAGCUACACGCAUCAGCCAGACGAUCUCCGACGCGGACUUCUCAAAAGCCUUUCAGCCUUGGAAACAGACGAAAUUGACCUGUUCUAUCUGCACGGUCCAGACCGAAAUACGCCCUUUAUUGAAACACUCCGCGAGGUUAACAGGCUCCACCAAGAUGGUCAUUUCAACCGCUUCGGUCUCAGUAAUUACAUGGCCUGGGAAGUCGCGCAGAUCUGCGAGAUCUGUAACUCAAACGGCUGGAUCAAGCCGACGGUGUACCAGGGUGUCUAUCAUGCUUUGCAACGCAGCAUUGAGCCAGAGCUGAUCCCCUGUCUCCGCAAAUACGAAAUCUCGCUGUAUGCGUUCCAGCCAUUGGCCGGCGGGUUCUUGACAGGUCGGUAUACGCGGCAUCAAACGGAGUUCGAGGCCGGAUCGCGCUUCGACCCGAAGAUUCUGCAGGGAGCGAUACAUCAAAAGAGAUAUUGGAAUGAUGCGUACUUUGAUGGGGUGGAGGCCAUUUCGACUGCGGCUAGGAAGUAUUGGUUAACUGUUGCGGAGGUUGCUUUACGAUGGUUGAAGCACCAUUCCUUGCUGAGGCAAGAAUUUAACGAUGCGAUGAUUGUGGGUGCGAGCAGCGUGAAGCAUUUAGAGAGUAACUUAGUGGAUUUGGAGAAGGAGUCUUUACCGGAUGAUGUUGUUCGAGCGGUGGAAGAUGCAUGGACUUGCGUUAGAGGUGUUGUGCCCCCGUACUGGCAUUGA